Molecule: messenger RNA, 1386 nt
Organism: Mollisia scopiformis
Lineage: Eukaryota; Fungi; Ascomycota; Leotiomycetes; Helotiales; Mollisiaceae
Product: galactose oxidase
Exons: 2
Coding region: 137-1357 (406 amino acids)
Molecular function (GO): protein binding
Source: RefSeq, a predicted model, not a curated record
UUCUUCGACUAUUUCGCUUUGACUUCAUCGUUAGGGGCACUUAGUUCAUGCCAUGAGGCGUUACGUCAUUCAUCAACACUACACCUAACAGAAGAUCUCAUGCUCUCAAUCUCUCGUCACAAAACCUCCCUCAACCAUGGAUCCCGCAACCGUCACAGCAGGAGCCUACGGCAUCGAAACCGCCGUCGAGGCAGGCGUAGCAACAUACAUCCUCACCCAACCGACACUCCCCCUCAAAGCUCGUCUCCACCACAUCUCAUCCCCCACCACCAUCCCACGCUCUUCUCACUCGCUUUCCGUCAUCGGAGACCAGGCGUACAUUUUCGGUGGCUAUUCUCAAGAUGAGAAAAUAACGUCGAAUAAUGUCCUAGAAUUACAUAUCGAUACAACGGAUAACGCUUCGACUGCGAGUCUCAAAACUAUUACUGCAAUUGGAGAGAAUGGAAAUGUACCGCGGAGCCGUGUUGAUCAUACAGCGACUGUAGCACGGAAUCGGGUUUUUGUGUUUGGUGGUCGUGAUGCUUCAGCCAUUGAGGAGAAUGGCAGGUUGUGGGUCUUUGAUCCGUUGGAUUCGAAAUGGAUAUUUUUGGAUCCACCUCCGCAUACUUCUUUCCCUUGUGCAAGGUACAAACAUGCCAGUACUGCUAGCGAAGAUGGGAGUGCGGUUUUUAUUCAUGGAGGGUGUGCGGCUGAUGGUUCCUUGUGGAAGGAUACUUGGGCAUUCUAUCUCGAUGAAGGGAAAUGGACUCGGUUGGGGGAUGCUCCUGGUGCAGGAAGAAGUGGUGCUAGUAUUGCUUGUUGCAAGGGCAAGCUGUGGAGAUUUGGAGGUUGGGAUGGAGAGAGGGUGAUUGAAGGGCUGGAUGUUCUGGAAUUGCCGAAGCCUCACUCGAUUGAGUUGGCUGGGACUCUGGAUGAUUCGAGGAGGGAAUGGGAAGUUGUCUCUGUUGAGAAGGAAAAGCCUCAAGCGAGGAGCAUGGCAGCGUUGCAUUAUGUUACUACGGGGAACGGGAGAGAUUAUCUGGUGUUAGCGCUGGGAGAGGGAGAUGCUCAACCUGGAGAGGGAAAGCUGCUCCAAGAUUUGUGGGCUUAUCAAUUGCCGUCUUCUGGACUGUCGGGUGCGGGAGUAAAAGAUGCUAUCAGAGAAAAGAUCCCGGGCGUCAGUAGUCAUGAGGGAGAAUGGGCACCUGUUGAAGUGACGAGAAUAGAAAUUGGUGAAGACGAGAAGCAAGGAGGGACUUGGACAGGUCGAAGCUUCUUUGGGAGCUCGAUGACCGGAACCAAGCAAUUCAUGCUGUGGGGUGGGCUGAAUGAGCUAGGCGAGGGUUUGGGAGAUGGUUGGUGGGUGAAGAUCGAGUAAUAGCUAGUUGUUACUAUUGCAGUCGGGAC